This is a messenger RNA of Bombus huntii, 8929 nucleotides long. RefSeq lists its product as uncharacterized. NCBI's taxonomy places the organism in Eukaryota, Metazoa, Arthropoda, Insecta, Hymenoptera, Apidae. Bases 1773 to 5024 code for a protein of 1083 amino acids. The record is from RefSeq and is a predicted model, not a curated record. The transcript has 17 exons.
UUAACAAUACAUGUAUAGUUCCAUAUGAUUGUAAGAUGUCGCUACUAUAUAGUUAUUCCAAUAUUAUUUUAAAAUAAAUAUUGCUACACAACUAUGCGAAUAUGGGCACGUGAAAUACUAGUUGGGGAUAACUGGAAAUUUUUCUUAAUCUUCAGAAACAUAAUUAAGCUGGGAUAUUAUUUUAACAAACCAUUACCAUUUGGCAUCGCUUCCAACAUUAUCGAUUCAGCAUCGAGCAUAAUCAUUGACUACGAUUGGAGAAUGUAUUUGAAACACAAGAAUUAAUAUUCUGCAGUUUUGAAAUUACAAUCUGUAUUUAUGAUUUUCAGAUUAUACAAUUUAUACAGAUUAUACAGAUUAUACAAUAAACUGCAUACCGAAACUUUAUAAAUGAGAUCAGAGUCGUCAUUACGCUUAUGUAUUCACAAUUGAAUCUAAAGAACCAUACAGUAGCGAGCAAAAUUUUUAAGCCACGCGCAUAGACAAAUGACUUAAUUGCUAUAAGAAUAUAUUCGUAGUAAUUAUUAUAAUAAAAAUAUAUUAUUAGAAAUUCUAUUCUUUUUUAUUAGGCGUUAAUUUAAAUUAUAUAUGUAUGUAUAGUAUUGUAGCAUGUGACAGAACAGAUAAGGUCUAUCAGCUACGUAAGAUGACUAUCUAUUUAUAUUCUUUUACGAUUCCGAUUAAGUUUUUGAAAUUAGUUGUAUAGUUUAUAUAUCUAUAAUAGUAAAAUAACGAAAACGUAAAGAUAUUUGAGAAAAAAUGAUUUAUGAUUUAUGUAGGUGUGACUUCAAUAUAUAAUGAUUUAUAGAUCUGUGAUUUAACAAUUUUAGAUCUAUUUUUUAUUGCUCAUAGAGUGAACUCGAAGAUUCUGUACGCGUAGUUAGGAAACAUUGUAAUGGUAACAUAAUGUAUAGGAAGCAACGGAUACACGUUCAUCGGAGCGGAAGUCAAGCACACACAAUCAGGAUCGGAAGUAAUUCCGGUGGCCGAACACUGUGAUGGUAUUGUUAGUCGAUCUGCUGAAUAAUAAUUGGCAUUCGGUGCAUUUACAUGGUCACGAUCGCAGAGUGUCAAUAUCUUUCCGGAUGGAAUGGAAACGUCACUCGGUGGCUUUGCUCCGUGAUAUAGUGUUCGUUCAGUGUUUGCCGUGAAUCUAUGCCUGUGACUUCAUCGUCCUUUCGAAGGUACGUACUGAAAGUAAAAUGAAGCGAAUCUUUUUGUCUUCGCGUGUGAUGAAAUAUUCCUUACAUUAUUGCGAAAUCCUUAGAAUAUAUUUACGUUUAAAUUGAUGUUACUUAAGACGAGUCAUCCGAGACGAUUAGAAGGGAGCCGAGCAAGAUUCAACGGGCAGAAAAGGGUUGCUAUCACGAUGAAUAAACGUAAAAUUAUGUAACAAGCUGACAGAAAUACGCAUGUGCAUAUAAUCUGUCGAGAAAGUAGAGUGUGCAUCUUUGUGGAAUAUCCUACAUAAAUUAUUUGGGUAAAUUAUUUAGGCGCAGGAGAUAAUGGAGGAAAUGAAUGCGAUAAGUCUGUGUUUGUCAAUUUUUUUGAAACCCUUUUCUCGAAAUAUUGAUCUUUUGUAAUAAUUUAUUGCAUCGUUUCUUGAUUAACUCUCUGCUUUUCAUUGUGAUGCUGAUUGAUUCAGAAAACGAAUUAUAACGAUACAUUUUACUUCGAAAAAAAUAUUUCAAGUUCUCCUUCUUUCCUCCUUCGAGUUGAAAAAUAUUGAUUGUUCUAUAGUUUUGUAGAUCGAUGUAUCAAAUUUAUGAUAAAUGUCUGUUUAUUACAAGUUGUCUUCUUUUCGGAAGAGGAUGGGCUGCACACCUAGUGGAUCAUCGUGCAAGAAGGGCAGCAUUCGAUUAAUGACUACGAAGCUUACUUUCACCAAGGGUCAGCUGUGCAACCUGAACACGUAUUUUCGCAAACUGGUCGACGAGGCUCAGAAUGAUUCCUCUAACGCUUUUGCGAUCGAAGCUAUCGUGGAAAGAUUGGUCCAACGAUUGAUGCGAAGCGCUGGUAAUCUCGAUCGAAGAUUCUCAUCUAUGUUUCUCGUUUCAUUAAACGAACCUCGACGAAUAAAGCAAGGUAGGUUUGAAUAUCUGCUGCGGAUAGAUGCAUUGUCGAUUUCGAGUGUAAGUCCCGAGCAGGGACGCUCGACGGUGUGUGUCGAGGAGGAUGCCUCUCUACCAGGCUUUAUUCGGCUGAAGAUGCUUGGCGUUGGGGCGGAAGUCUGGCGGGAGUACGUGGAUGUCGCAGGAAGGUUGAGGAGAGAUCUUGUAAAAGCCAAAUUAGCAAAUUUAUUGGCCACAGCUAUUAAACGAGACGUUGGAGAUCAAACGAAUGACAGAAUUUGUGUUUCACCUGGUCAAGUGGUCGAUGCUGAAAUCCUCGACAAGAUAUUGAAGCAACCGGACCACUGUCGAAUAUUUUACGGAUCAGCUGUCUCGGACGGACCAUUACCAGAGCCAAGGAAUCAUCGAGUGGCCUUGAUCGAAGAUUCCGGAGGGAUACUGCUUAGAAUCGGAUUGGAUAAAUUUAAAGCUCGCGAAGUUGAAGUCAGGCUACUAAUCGGUAUCGGAGUGUCGUCGUGGCCCACUUUAGCGGACUAUCCUCAACGGAUACCUCUCUAUCAUUGCGAUGCUCUUCUUCAUUACACUGCAGCGCAAAGUGGGAUGUACGCGGUAGUCGUUGGUCCGUAUUCCGGUGCACGUUGCGAGAACCGAGCAACUCUCUGGAGAGUACGUGUUCCGGCAGCCGAGAAAAUUAUGAGUCAACACUAUGCCGCCGACAGUGUACCAGCCCUCACUGAAUCCGUGCUUUUGGAAAUUUUAUAUGAGCUGCGCGAAGGCCGUACUUUGCAUUUACCGAUGAAACCAAAGGCAGGACGGAAAAACGGCCCCUCGCCUCCAGAUCGCUUACGAGUAGUUUCCAGACACAUUCUGAGAACUGUGCACCGAUGGGCUCUAGAAAGAACAGGACCGGAUCCGUUGACGAGCUGGGCGCCCGAUACCCUUUCGUGUCAUGUUCUAUUAGCGUUGGACGAGUUAGUCGCUGCUCUGAAAUGCCAGAGCCUGAGGUGUUACUUUCAUCCGCGCUGCAACGUGAUGCUACAAUGUGCGAGAGGAGGAAUGGCGUAUCACGAGGACUCUUACGUCUCUGAUCAUCGAUUGUUAGAAUCUUACUUGGAAACUCUUCAUUAUCGUUCCUUCUCUAUGACACGUGAUGUACCAAGACCUCUAGACGUUAUGGAGAAUGAGCUCAUUGUGAGAUGGCGAGAUAUCAUUGCCGCGUUGCCCAGAGAAACGUCCAACGAGGAUUACGGAUAUAGCCAGAAACAGUUGGAAUAUUUUAGCAUGAUCCUAGAGCAAGUUCUACGAGCAAAGAACGCUUUGUUACAGAACUACCCGGACAACUAUAGUUACUCGAAUUUCUCGGAAUUAUCCUACUGUAUGACGGAACAAGUGGAGAAUCUCGUGUUCCUAUUGAAAUUAAUUCUAACACAGGCCAAGAACCAGAGUUAUCCGAUGGCGAGUCGCAAGCUGCGAAUGAACGAUCAUCAUAAGGAAUCAAAGAAAAGAAGACAUUGCAAUACGAGCAGUCAGUUCGAUUAUUCGGUCGGACUGCUAAUCGAUGUUAUCGCAAGAGAUAGAGAAACAGCCAAUAUGGAUUUGGAAUCUUUUCCAAUAAUGACCAAAAUACUUUUACAAUGGUUAUACUUCGGUAUGGACUAUGAUCGAAAGUUUCUCGAGCCUAUUCUACGUCCAUAUCUGAACAAUCUCUUCAACAGCCUUCACGAACAUGGUUGGUGUGCAACGUCUUGGAAAAAGGGACAGGAGGUCUAUGCUUCCGAGAUGCAAUCGUUAUCGAUAUUCUGUAAAUCUGUGAUAAGCGAGGAAAUAUCACCUGCUAACGGGAUCGUGGACUAUCUAUCAAAGGGUUGGCGCUGGGCAGAAAAUAUGACGAAGAUGAUCGAGCGUUCGGGGAAUUCUCUGCGUCUGAUUUUUCUUCCCAGAGACAGGGCGAUUAAAUACAACUUAACUUUCACAGAGAACAAGAGCCUCAGCUCGUUCUCCACGUGGAGCAAAGCUAGGAGUGUCAGUACGAUCGUGAGGAAGAAAAGUAUACAUUACAGAAUCAGCGAGCUAUUUGAUUUUCUAUCAAAGUUGCAAGGAUCGAUUGCCUCGACUGAAAAGAAAGGGGUUGCAGGACACACGGAAUUGAGGGAUGCCAGCCCUUUGACAUACGUCGCGUCGAUGAGCAGAUCGCGAGCUCGACAUCGUGGUCCUGGCGAUUUGAUUUCCGCCAUGGUCUCCCUCGGCAAGUUCAGGGUUCUGCAAGAAGUCGCCGCUCUUUUGCCACGGGAGGAGCAAGUGGCCGUGUUGGAAAUGGUGCAACGUGUGGCCAGAGAAUCCUCUCGUCGUUCGAAGAAGACCACCUGCUUGUAUACAUCCAGUUCACCGAUUCAAGUCUACAGACCGAGACCGGAAUCGGAUUUCCUGGAUUCCGCCGCGCGUCUGUCGCCAGGAUAUCGCGAGCGGCGAAUCAUCGCGGAGCAUCAGAAACAGCUGGAGAGAGAGAUACAGGAGAUGCAUGACACUGUGAGACGUAACGCGUUGAGAAGACGACGUCCGUGUAACGUCUGGGACUCGAACUCGUUGUCCUCCUGGAAUUCUUCGAUCGAUUCUAUCGCAGGCACGAUCAGCCUUAGAAAAUAUCGCGCUCCAAUAUGGGACGCUAUCAAAGGAAGUUCACCGGGUCGGUCUAGCUUGCGCGUGGAUGGUAAUAUCGAGAAAAAUAAAUUCGACGAGAUGAUAAGCCGAGAGGAAUCGCCGACGUGGAGCACGCAAGAUGCUCGAAGGAAGUUGGACCGUUCCGAGUCGAAGAAUGGAGACGAAUUGCCAUCUUGGGAUACGCUCGAGGCAACUCUGAAUAGGAGGCUGUGUAAUUACGGCAACGCCCUGUUAGGAUCCUUGGAAACGGACGAAAGUAUUGGAAGAAACUGCGUGGCGAAGUCGCGAGAAUGAUUCCUUCGAAGUAGUAGGUGCUUCCAGGGAAAUGAAUUUUUUAUCUCGAGGCGAGUCGGUGGAAAUUGUCUAGGUGGAAUCGCUUUUACAUUUCAGCACGUCGCGAAUACGCCUGAUGCUCCUCCUGUUCCGGAUACAUCGCUUUUAAGAUAUAUGUUCAUCGAUUUUGACACUUGGCCGACAUUUUCAAGCUCUUGAAGCGCCGCUGAACAGCUCGCGACACGACUUUCGUGCUUUUGCAACCGUCAAAUAAAUGUUUCCCUUGGAAGAUAUUUAGUAGAGCUUUGGUAGUAUCGAGCUUUGCCGUUUGUUCAGCUCUUCGAUGAAACGCGAUGGGAACUUAAUUUUCGCAGACAACGGGUAACUUCGUGUUUCGAGAAUGCGUCUCGUUGACUCGUAAGUAUAUAAUGAUUACAGAGAUAGAUAGAUAGAUAGAUGGAGAGAUAGAUGGAGAGAUAGAUGGAGAGAUAGAUAGAUAGAUAGAUAGAUAGAUAGAUAGAGAGAGAGAGAGAGAGGGAAAGCUGUGAAACUCCGCGCAACUAGAACAUCGCCUUAAAUUUUAAUCUAUGCCCGAGAACGAUUACGUUCGUUUAGCUCUUGCCACUUUUCGUUCUGACCCUUCGUUAAUUAAAGAGAACCGCAGGCUGAUUGGAAUUCCGUUAGCGAUCCGGGUUAACGUCGACUGAUUUUGGCAAAUUCGACGAAAGAAAAAUUUCCUUGCAACACACCGUCCUUCCUUUCUAUACUUUCAUCAAUCUUCACCACCUACGGUUACGCUCCAUGACCGUACAUUUUUAUUAAGGAUCGCUAGUAUAGAGCUCCGGCAAGGUUUCCUCUCGGAGAAGCUUUCCUGAGUACUCGGUCUCUUGGUUUCCAUCUAAUGUCCAAACUUCCAUGCUCCCUAAAUUGUGAAAAGAUGUAACGCUGGGAUUAUUUAAUCGCGCGCCGCUUUAUGCGACACACCGAAUGGAAAAUAAACUUUCAUACGAAGAUCGUGAUGCGUCGAUGACCUUGUUCCGCUUAGAAAAUUCACUUAUUCACCUUUUUUCUUUGUUUGUUCAUAUAUUUGGCGUGUUUGCUUACAACCUCGUUUUAUUUAUUUUCAUUUCCUGCUUUUUCGUUUAUGUUUCCGGUUUGUUUAUUUACAUCCUCCUUCUUGUAAUUACGUACACUAUCGACAAUACACAGGAUACGUGCUAAUUUAAAUUCUCAUAUAUCAUUGUAUACAUAUUCGAUUUAUACGGGUUUCGUAGUGAGUUUAAUCGCAUACGCGCUAUCUAGGAUGCUCAGAAGGUCUCUAAUUAUUCUUACGAGACGAAGUAGGAAAAAGUUCGUUUGGUAUUGGUCAGUCAGCGAUUUAACGUGAGGAUCGCGGAUAAUUGGAAAUAGGCGAAGGCUCUCUACCAGAGAGCGAUUCGAUUAACUGGAUGCAAAAAAGCGCAAUUUUGCUAACAGCCUCGCAAUUGCCAAUUAAAGUCGCUGGAAUGAGCAACAUUGUUGUAGCAUCAUCGACGAGUCAUUGAGCUUUACCCACGUGGGCUCUAAUCGCGUGAAUUUCACUGGCCCGAAAAGCCUCCAGUUCGUUGUAUUAUUCUUUUCUCUUUUUUCACGACCAGCUAUUGUGUACGAAUCCAAAGUAUCAAAUUUCGAACAUUCGGCAUACGAGUCACGUCGGUUUUCUCGUUACGUGAACGUUUAACGUCAAUCGAGAUACUCUUCGUUACUUUCCUUUUCGAACGGUUAUUCGUGGUGAUUUAUAUAUAUAAAUCUACAGUUUCGAAGUAGCCUCCAAACAACUUUGAACCAUAGUUUGAUACUAUACUCCGUGGUGUCCUCGCAAUUAACUUCAAAUUGUUUCGAUCUACAGACCACUUGCUAAUGGGCGAAUCGAUCGAUCAAGAUUGCGCGGCAAUGAGAUAGCGAGAAGAAAAGAUGUAUCGUAAAGUCGACAAAGUUACAGAGAAGGAUGCAUCGGUUAAAGAUAACAAAAAAAUAUUGUUGAUAAAAUUGUGAAGACUUGGAUUCGUAUAGGAGAUGUUUCGCGAUCAAACGGCAGGAAGAAGACCGAGAGAGAAGACGCAGGAGGACAAAGGAGCGGGACAGAGGAAAAAUGGAAGCGGGAGCAUCGUCGUCGUCCUCGUCGUGGUAGUCCUGGAGAGAACUAAGUGGGGACGGACGAGGGGUAGUGUUCGUUCGGCCGGGCUGCUUCCGUGUAUUCCGGGGGUGGUUUUGGUGCGCGCGCGCACCGGGGUUGCGCCGUGGUUUCAUCUCAGUUUCGCAGCCUCCCUUCCGCGGUCCGCAUCAACUCUGUCGUCGCUGGCACAGAGGUGUGUCGUUUUUAUCUGCGUUUACCUCGUCUUGGAUACACUCGCCUCUUCGAUAUCCGUAGCCGAAUACGUUGUAGGACGUUCCAUCGAGAAUUUAGAAUCCCUGGCGAGUGGAUCCAGUCGAAUUGAAAAGGAGAACGGUGUCGAGAGUCGCGGUAGAUAACGAGACGAGUGAAAAUUUUCUUUGCGUUUGUAAUAUUCGCGUUUACCGCAUCUGCGAAGUAUGUUAACGUGCGAUAGGUGAUCCAGCGACGACUGGCAGAAUAAUGGUGCGCGAUGCGGAGGUCCCGACGCGUGUAACUUGCCACUGGUUAGGACGGCGGAGCAUCCUUUGAACCCCUUGGACCGUCAUUACGAGUAAUGUACUUAAUCGUCGGAAAAUCGGUCGCCGUAGAAACUGGCGGUGCAGUUGCAGUUGAAAGCCGAAAUCGAGACAUAUACGAAGCUGGUAUUGUAUUGGAAAUAAAGAUUCACCGAUCGGUGUCAGACAAGGAAAUAGUUAAUCGAGGCGAGUGCCGUUCUCCGUCCACUAACGAGCGUCGGCUGAAACUCGAGAUGCAAAAGGAACUCCGGCAAAAGUUAAUUAUAAAGCGUGUUCCUGCCUCGGAGCAGUAUCGAAGAUCAAAGUCCAAAAUGUUUCGCCAUCUUCCUAGCGGAAGCCGGUUCUCUCGGGAGGAAAGCAGCGCGAGAAUGAGCGACACUCGGUUGGCUGCUAACAAAUACCAACAAAAUCGUCUUCUACACCGGUGAAAUUGAACCGUGGAACGAUCGUCUGCUGACUUCACGAAGAGAGAAACAUAGAGGGAAACAUAGACAAGGAGCAAAUAAGUUUCUCAUUCCCGUUGCCAGGAUUUCUUCCUUUGGUCGGCUUUAAUCCACUCGCGAAAGCCAGUCAGGGGUGAGAAAUCACCGACAGGUCGGCUAAAAAUUGCGAAGGUUUCCUUCGUUCUCGUACAAUAACUAUUUACGAUCGUUGUCCUGAUAGAUCUGAACGAACAGGGACAUUCCAUACGUUAUCGGUGUACCGUAGAAAUUGGUAGAUCGUAUCGUAGAAGCUCGUUAAUUCAAGUUGUUUGUACGUGUACCGAGGUGUGAACGAUCGUUGGUUAAUUGGUUGGUAGAACGUCGGUGAAUCCAAUUAGCUGGUAGUCUUGAAGGAGUUCAGGCUGAAUGACACUGGUCGAGCUAUAAUUGUGUUCGGAUCGCGUAUUUCGGUUUCGCCUAUCAACCGGUGGAAGAGAUGCAAAGCACGGAAGUCCGGAUUCGCGUGGCAAGAAACUCGAUUUCAGGUCCGUCGACUCGGUCUGAGUUCGUUUGCAUCCCUGAACUCGAAGAGGUUGUCGUGCGGCGAACCGAUCUAAUCAGCGUAGCUUAAAUCUAAAUUGAAUAGUAAUUGCAAAUUGGAUGCUGGAUCGCGUCCAUCGGACGACAGACCGUCUCGACCGAUCGAUCGAACCGAUGACCUCGUGUUAGCGCCGUUCGGUAAGCCUUGGAAUAAUAACUGCGUUGCGGUUAUACUCGACUCGUAAAUUUUCGAGAGAAGCGAUAUGCGAGCAUAGGGUUGGACAUUCACGGUAG